AUGUGGAUUCCUGCUGCACGUUUGACAGCCGAACGCAACAUAGACGAGUUGUGCGUGUCUCUGAAGGCAGACUAUCAGCCAGAAAUCUGGCGCAAGUACCUCCACCAGGGAUGUGUCCGCGAUUUUGUCCGUAUUCCGCAUCAAGGGAUCGGCUUCGUCUGUACGUCUGAAGAGGCGCUCCGCUGUCUUGGUGGUGUCACACUAAAGGUGUGUGACACGCUUGUCACGAUCCGGAAGUAUUCUCUAUUCGACAAGCUGUACUACGUGGAUCUUCAACGUCUCCCGUUCAACGUUUCCGACCGCGACAUCUACAACUGGUUCGUCAGCCGCGGUGCCCGUCCGGUUCUGAUUACGGCCACGCACGACCAUGGGAUGCUCAAGUCGCGCGCUCGCACCGUCUACUUCAACUCGGUGGCAUGCCCACAAGGGCUAUUUGAACCCAACGGCGAGCCGUUGCGAGAAGUCUUCUUCGAUCCAGCUGACAAGCCCUGCUUUGUACAGCAUCGGAUGUUCAAGUACAACCGGUAUGCGCACUGA
Messenger RNA from Phytophthora infestans T30-4, 537 nucleotides. RefSeq lists its product as uncharacterized. The transcript has 2 exons. The record is from RefSeq and is a predicted model, not a curated record. The coding region runs from base 1 to 537 and encodes 178 amino acids. NCBI's taxonomy places the organism in Eukaryota, Oomycota, Peronosporomycetes, Peronosporales, Peronosporaceae.